This is a messenger RNA of Salvia hispanica, 985 nucleotides long. RefSeq lists its product as uncharacterized. The record is from RefSeq and is a predicted model, not a curated record. Lineage: Eukaryota; Viridiplantae; Streptophyta; Magnoliopsida; Lamiales; Lamiaceae.
UCCCUAUAAAUCUGAGCCAUAUAGAAGUAGUACACACACUACACACGUACACAUCUUCUUCUUCUUUACAAAAUCAUAUAAAUCUUUUUUCCUCUAAAAUCGAAAGAACACUUGAAUAGAUUGCAAAAAUCUUGGUCUGAUAUGUUGAUCAAGAUCCCACACGUUUGCGAUUCUUCUUUGGGUGGUUUCAAUCAUAAAAAAAAUCAUCGUCAGGAAUCCAAAUCUCUACUACAACAUAUCGAUAAGAAUAACAUGGUUUUGAUCUUCAAUUCUAAAGAUAAACAAGCUUUCCAACCUCUAAGGAGCCAUACAAGAUUUCUGCAAAGCUAUAGCAAAAAUACAAGAAAUUUUGUCGUGCGUAGUAUGGAACCGGGAGCUCCGCCUCCCGGACCUCCUUCGAAUAUUUUCUGGGCUGCGGGUGUGGCUGUAGCAAUAGUGAUACCUUUUAUCAGCUACAAAUGGGGUCCAUUGCUUAAGAGCAAGGUUAUGGCCGCUUUGCAAAAGGCGGAAGACGUGGCGGAGGCGGUGGAGAAGGUGGCGCAUAAGGUGGAGAAGGUGGCUGAGGAUAUCGCCGACGAUAUUCCAAAGGAUACAAAACUAAGGGAGGUUGUUGAUUUUGUUGAAAAAAUUGCUGAAAGGGCAGGAAAUGAUGCUGGAGCGAUUGAUGACUUCAUUGAUAAGGUUCAAGAAGAAGAAGAAAAGGCAGAAACCAUUGCUAAAUCUCUCAAGGAAGAUUUCAAGAAGGAUCCAGCUGAGGAUUCGAAAGAUGAAAAAUCAAAUGCUGAAAAUUAAAUUAGAAAAGUUAUACAAUAGUAUUCGUACUUGAUAAUCACAUUAGUUUAAUUCCGUUUCCUAAACAUCCGAAUUAGCUUUUGGUAGGCGAAUUUAUUUUGUAAUUAUAUGUUUUAGAGUUUUCGUAAUUAUUAUGUUGAUCACAAUAUCGGACUAAAAUAAUCUUAAUGCUAGAAACUUGACUUAGUUCAAA